Messenger RNA from Meleagris gallopavo (turkey), 4447 nucleotides. Its product is annotated as secreted frizzled-related protein 2-like. Gene Ontology annotation, biological process: canonical Wnt signaling pathway; non-canonical Wnt signaling pathway. The record is from RefSeq and is a predicted model, not a curated record. NCBI's taxonomy places the organism in Eukaryota, Metazoa, Chordata, Aves, Galliformes, Phasianidae. Gene Ontology annotation, molecular function: Wnt-protein binding.
CUUUAUUGGAGGAACCUCUACAUAUAUAUCACUACAAUUAGAAAUAUCCCUCUUCUUUCAGCUGUUAUGUAAUUUGAAUGUUCAUCUUAUGUGGCAAGAAGAAAUCACAGUUUACUGUUUUCUCAGAAACAAGGUGUGCAAACUUUUACCUGAUGGAUUUUUUUUCCACACAACAUCAAUGAACGGCUGAACAUCUGCAGUAAAGGAGAAUCUAUGGCAAAACAACAGCAGCAUGAAUGGAUGCAGAAAUCUGCUGGCUGACUGAGGACUUCCUAUAUAAAGUUUGGUUCCCCUGUAGCUGCUGGAUGUCAAACUGACACAUCAGAGACAUCAUGUUGUCUUUUUUUCCCCCAGUAUAUUUAAACAGAUACUGUAAUUUCUCCUGUAGCUUAGCUAAGAAAACAACUAAGGAAGAACCAGUGGGAGUUUGUCAUUGAUUUCAAAGAUGCCAAGAUUAAUACUCCAAAAUGUAGGUAUAAACACGUAAAUAAUAUGUAGCACAUAGUCUAAAUGUGCUACAUCUAAGUAUAAGCACAAAAAGUUGCUGUUUCUGAAAGAUGUAUUUCAGUCAAGCACCAGUGAUACUAGCUGAUAUGCUAUUGUAAAUGUGCUUUUGUCUAAUAAAGCCAGAUAUUUUACAAUAGAUCCACCUACUUGUUAAUAUCUAAACAUUUCUAUAAAUAAGAAAUGGAAAUUUAAAAACAAACAAACAAAACAAAACAAAACAUACACACCCGUAUCUAAAUGAAAAAAUAUUAAAAAUUUCCAUUAGAAGUUUUGUUUAAAGCUUCAAGUCUUUUAACUGUCUAGUAGCCCGACUCUUCAGUUCACAAUAGGUAAGAAACAUAUUACUCAGAUCCUGUCACCUUAUCUGAUUCCUCAGCUUCUUAUCUAUAGGUAAGAGCUAUUUGUCAGUCCUAUAUGAAGAAGAGUAACAAAAUACUGUCAGUAAUUCUGUUAACUCUUAAGACAUUUAAUAUUCAUUUUAUUUUGUUUUGUGCUACAGACAAAAUAAGUAAAUCCUUGAUAUUUGCUUACGCAGAGUUUUCUACAGACAUAAUUUUAAUUAAUUAAAAUUAUUAAUAAAGAUGGGAAAUGAUGAGUUCUUUGUAGAAUUCUAAGUGUUACUAAGUUCAUUUGAAAUAAUGAACUCCAUACGUGUAACUGUAUUUUCUCUCUGAAUAAAUACUGAUAGCCACAACAGUCCUACAAUAUUUUUCCACCAGGAAAGGUUAAAUCCACCACUGUAUUGAAUAAGUAAAAGAUACAAGUUCUGUAGUCAUUCUAUAGUCAGUAAAAUUGAUGGAAGUUGAGAGCUUUAGCAUGUCACAGCACAGGAGUCCCAGUUUCCAACCAAAAUAUUUGGUUAAUAGAUUAAGGCUGACUCUUUUUUGGUGCUUAUGCAAAUAAAGAAAGUGCCUCUUCUACAUUGUAAAACAUGGAAGAGACACGAGCAAUUACCACAAGCAAAACAUUUUCACUUGAUAAGUCAAUCUGGGCUGUUUUUUCUGGCUGGUCAGCAGUGUCUGAAAACAAAGGAGACACAGCAGCCCUAGGAGACAGCUUGUCUGCCCAACCACUUUUCUGGGGGAUCUCUUAAUUUGAUUUAGAAAGCACAUAGCAAGACUUCUAGGUGUCAAAAUUUAAUAUACCACAUAGCACCCUACUGCAGCUGAUGCUGUCAGGCACGUGAAAGCCUAUGGCUAAUCUGUGUCUUUAGGGAAUAUACUUCUACAUCUUGUCCCCACCUCCCUGGUUAUCACAGCAAUCACUUGGAUAGGCUAUAAGAUCUGGUGUUGUCUCAAGUGAUUUGAUAAGCAGACGAAAACCAAGGGUUCAUUAAGCUCCUGGGGUAUAUAAGCCACAGGGUUUUCAGCAUGCCCCUGUACUUGGGAGGUUUGACAGCUCCCUGUUUGUCAAGCUGGGACUCACAGGAAGAUGUUGUUGACUGUAAAAAUACUUGUUUUCAUUGUGAGUGGUUUCCUAAGAGUGGGCACAGGCUUUGACAUUGGAUUAUCCACCAAAUGUGUAGUGAUACCCAAGGAGAUGGACAUGUGCCACGAGAUUGGAUACUCCGAAAUGAGGCUUCCCAACCUGAUGGGACACACAAGCAUGGCAGAGGUCGUCCUAAAAUCCACCACCUGGCAGCACCUGGUGCACACGGACUGUCACCCUCAUGUGAGGAUGUUCCUGUGCUCUCUGUUUGCACCCAUCUGCCUGGACACGUUCAUCCAUCCCUGUAGGAGUAUGUGUGUUGGUGUUCGGGACAGCUGUGCUCCUGUGCUUGCCUGCCAUGGGCACGCCUGGCCAGAAAGCCUGGACUGCAAUCGGUUCCCUGCAGACGAGGACAUGUGUCUGGCAUCGCUUACAAAGGAAUAUAAAUACUUGCACAAAGUCCUACCAAAGCCUGCAUGCCAGACCUGCCCAGCAGUGGAGGAACUCUUUACACACAAAAGAGUUCCUGAAGUUUUCUGUGACAGUAAUUUUGCAGUGAAAGUAAAGCUGUCCAAAAAAAGAGCAGUAAUUGGCGACCAAGAGUACAACAUUGAGUGCCAUGUGGAAUUCAUUACCCAGGGCUCACUCUUGCCUUAUGAAACUCAGCACAUGAUACAGCAGUGGCUGCUUAUCAAUGAAAAUUGUACACAGAGGAUGACUCAAACCCAUCGUCCUAUGGUGUAUCUCCUUGUAGGGAAGAUUGAGGAGGGUAUCAUUUUAGUAAAUCAGAUUUACCGCUGGCAGAGAAGGGACUCCCAGCUGACUUUGGCCACUCAGAAGUGGAGGUACCAUAAAUGCUUGUAGAUAUUUAUGUUAUUACUUGUAAAAAUCUUAUUACACUUUUUAUGCCAAACCUACAUUGUAAAUAAGAAUGUACUAUAAGUGGCAUGUAAAAUCUUUGUUUCCUUUUAAACUGUAUUAUAAGUUGAACUUAAAUCCAGUGUUAUCAGGACUACUUACUAUUGUAUUUUAGCUAUUUGUGAAAUUUGAACUUGGUCAUCUAUGUAUAAAGGUUUGAAUUAUUGCAAAAAUCUUUUGUAAUAUGUAUAAAAACUGAAAUGAAACAGUUUUAAUCCAGCUCAGUACCUUUAGUGUAUUCUUCGAUAGGGUUCACCCUGCCAUUUUCUUGACUUACCAAACUUUCUUUUGGUUAAUGCUUUAUUAAUAUACCUCAUACUGUUCCAUUAGAUUAUUUUAAAAGAAGGUGGCCCUCUGCUGGUCACUUUUGUCCGAAUCAAAAUGGAAUACAUUGGAAUAAAUAACAGCAAACACAACAUAGCCCAACCUCAAGAAGAUCUGGUCAUUUGUUGUCAUUUUACAUUGAUCAAGAUGAUGUCUCAGUGGUAAUGCCUCCGAGCACGGGGUAACUGCAGUUCUGGAAUCUUUUUAAAUCAGGGCUCCCUUGUUGAAAGGUCCUACUUAAUAGUCAGACAUAAAAAAUGUCAGUGCACCAGAGGGUGAUGGGCAUGGAGCUGGCUGCCCAGGGCAGUGGGCACAGCCCCGAGCUGCCAGAGCACAUGGAGAAUUUGGACACAUGGUUUGAAUUUAGGGUGGCUUUGUGUGGAGCCAGGAGUUGAGCUCGAUGAUCCUUGUGAGUCUUGGAAUUCCAGCUCAGGCUAUUCUGUGAAUCUGUGAUUAUAUGAUUUUCUAUCAUGAACUAGAAAACUUCCGGAAAUGAUGAAAAAAAAAAGUUGGAACAACCUAUAUUCAGUUUAUACUGUAUAAUGAAGACACUGUUCUGAAAAAUGUAGGUGACUCAAAAGCUCAGUUCAUUUGAUCCCACCAAAUCUGCAAUGGUUUCUGCUGGAAAAAUGGUAAAUAUUUAAAGCACUCCAUCACUGCCCACAGAUGCCAACUGCGCCCAAAGGCGUCUGACAGGGCUCAGGUCAGCCAUGGGCAGCCCUGCAGGGAGCUACCCAUUUAAGUGCCAGGGCAACAUCAACCGCCUGGUCUUGGUAUGAAAGGACAUGGCUACUGAUGCGAGCUGCUGAGAACUGGUUGCUCGAUAGUCUGUGAGGUAAGGGAGGUCAUCUUAGCUUGUGUCGAUUUCCAUUUAUUUCUCUUUACAUGAGGGGUUACCAUACAGCCCUUUGCUUACUUGCUCUUGGAUCUGCUGUAUAUUUAAAACAGCAGCUGUAUUUGAACUAUCCUGGGCAUGAUAACGCUGCUCUAGCUGCCAGCCCCACUUUGCAGAGCUCUGACAAAGUAAAGUGGAAUUGGACGGAGCAAUUUUUUCUUUAUAUGUACGUAUGUGUGAUUUAAGACCCUCUGCUAUAUACCAACGAGGUAUGCAGCGGUGCCUGGUCUAGCUGGCAGCCCUGCCCGCCGCUGGGGGUUGGAACUAGAUGAUCUUUAAGGUUCCUCCCCGCCUAAGCCAUUCUGUCAUAUUACGGUGAGUGCCAGAGAAAAUUCAACUCAGGAAUUUCGGCUGGGAACGUUUCAUCCCUGAACU